AGAAUGUCUGAUAAAAGUAGUCCAGUUCAUUAUUUUAACAGUGUAGGGGAUCAUUAUGAUCCAGAAUUUACACGAGAAAUUAGCUCUAAAAUGCUAGUACCUGAUAGAAUUAGUGUGAUUGGGGAAAACAGUGCACAGUUAUCGGAAAGAUCACAUUUAUUAUCUGAGCAACAAAAAUUAAUUAUGAAUGUUCCAGAAAGAAUUCUUGUUGCUGGUGGUGAUAAACACAUAGGAGGAAGAGAACCUCUCCCAGAACUGCGUUUGGAAUCAAAUUUAAUGCUGAAUCCUUUUCCUGGUGUUCAGCUUUCGACACCACCUCAUGUUAUUACUUUAGAUGAACAUCACUAUCCAUCAGUUGUCGAGAAAUCCGGUGAAUCUAAAACAAAAUCUAAGAGAUUAUUUACAGAUUCUGAUGUACCUGUUGAUCAGGAACAUCAAAGUCCACAGGGAACAAAUAGUACAGAAAUAACUCCACAUUCACCUGAAGAAGAAUUGGCACUGCUUCGUCGCCAAGUAAAACACCUCAGUCGAAGAGUAUUAACAAUUGAACAAGAUAAUCAACAAAGACAACAACGAGAAAUUGCUAUAUAUUCUUUAGGAGUUAUAUAUUUUUUACUGAAAGGUUUAAUCUGGCUUCAUAAAAAUUGGUGAAACUUUUUUAGAUCAAAUUUUGUCAAUUUAGAAAGGAAAAUGUUUAGAUGUACAAAACAAUGAACAGUUUUUGGAAAGCAAUUUAUUCUUUGUUUUAAGAGUGCCCAUACACUGAUUUAUGUAAGUGUCAUUUCAUGAUAAAAUAGUCCAUUUCUGCUGUCUUACGAGUUAUCUAGUUCAAUGAUUUUAAACAUCACAAAAGAUAUUUGAAGGGAGCCAAAUUUAAUCCUAUAAAUUUAAGAGAUGAUGUAAAUGAGAAGACAAUAAAUUAACUCCAUAUCAUAAAAAUGUAAAUAUGUAAUUACCUUAUAUAAUAUGAAUUUUUUUUUUUAGUACAAUUUAAAACUGUUCUGAAAAUUAAAAAUUAUAUU
Molecule: messenger RNA, 1022 nt
Organism: Centruroides sculpturatus (bark scorpion)
Lineage: Eukaryota; Metazoa; Arthropoda; Arachnida; Scorpiones; Buthidae
Gene: Tango11
Product: transport and Golgi organization protein 11-like
Exons: 3
Coding region: 4-651 (215 amino acids)
Source: RefSeq, a predicted model, not a curated record